Molecule: messenger RNA, 1968 nt
Organism: Crotalus tigris (Tiger rattlesnake)
Lineage: Eukaryota; Metazoa; Chordata; Lepidosauria; Squamata; Viperidae
Product: uromodulin-like
Exons: 8
Coding region: 1-1248 (415 amino acids)
Biological process (GO): neutrophil migration
Cellular component (GO): apical plasma membrane; cell surface
Source: RefSeq, a predicted model, not a curated record
AUGGCCUCUAACACUCUGAAGAACAAUCUCAGAGAAAUUAUCGCUCAUGUUGUUGUGCAGCUAAAUUAUCACCUGAUGGAGCUCCAGAAACGCAGCGGAGAGGAAGCGGUGAGGCUUCACAGGACCUUGGGACCCUGCCUUCCGAAUCCGUGUUUUCACCAGGGAAAGUGCAGGGUUGUGAGCAACAGUCCAAAUUGCACUUGUAAGACCGGCUUUACGGGACAAUUCUGUAAAGAUAUGGAGGUGAAACUCCAGUGCGAGGAGGAGUAUAUGAAGAUGCUGGUGAGGAAGGAAGUGUUUGAGACGCUGAAAGUCCCGCUGAGAUCUGUCCAUCUGAUGAAUAGCUCCUGUGCCCUUUCGGAGCAAGAUGAGGAUGGAGAGAGCUUCUUCGGAGCCACGUUGACAGGUGAAAACCACACUGCCUGCGGGUCAGAGAUCAAGGUCAACGGUUCUCACGUGUCUUAUGCCAACGUGAUCGAGUCAGACCGGGAGGAUAACGGUGUGAUCACCAGGAGUGCUGUGAUUCUCAUACAUUUCUCCUGCAUCUAUACCUACAAGCGUGUAGUCAGCUUGCAGUACUCACUCAAGGCUAUGGACACGUUUGUGCAAUUUUCAGUCAAAGAAGGGGACUUUACUGUAACCAUGGGCCUCUAUGAGAGUGCUGGCUUCCAGAAGCCUUACAGCCAGCAGCCGCUGUCGCUUCUCAUGUCAGACACCCUCUACGUCCUCCUGCAGAUAGAAGGGCAAGACCAGGUGAAGUACUUCUUCCUAAGUGUGGAGGACUGCUGGGGAACCCCAACGAACAACCCCGAUGACAGCACAAAGCACUACCUCAUCACGAAGGGGUGUCCUCGCGACAAGACGCUGGAGUUCCUCAACGCAAUUGGAACCAGCACGGUGGCCAAAUUUAGCUUUCAGAUGUUCCAGUUCAAGAACUUGUCCGAGGUCUUCCUACACUGCAAAGUCCGUCUGUGCAUUCCAGCUAACCAGGAGCCAUGUGCCAAGCAAUGUCCCAUCAAGCAAAGGAACAAGAGGCAUCUGGAGGACGAAUACAUGAAAGUGGUCUCCUAUGGGCCCGUUGUGUUUGCAGUGCAGUCACACUUGGAAACCCGGAACACCCACGACCAACCGUCCUUCUUGGGUGUGGAUCCCUGUGGUGAUGGCCGUGGUAGCCAUCACUGCAAUCUUCAUCUUCAUAGCUGUUGUAAAAGUCAUGAAGAAAUGAGCAACUUCCAAAUAAAUCUAUAAUUGCAGAUCACGCCAGGGCCAGUUUGCAAUUUUCUCUCCUGAAAGAAGUUUCCAAGAACUGCCAUGUUGAAAAGUUCUGGGUGUCCUUUAAGGGAUAGGAGAAUUUUGGAGAACUUUUCUCGGGUCAAAGCUAACCGUUCUUGCCCGCAUUGAAUGAACACGUUGCUCAGGAAAGGCGCAAACGUCUUGUUGUCUGACUGGUGAUCUGCAGACUCUCCGGCUUCCAUUAGAUCCCCGGUGAGAGCCGUCUUCCUGGGGGAUUUUUCAGACUGGGAAGGAGGACCAGCCAGGGAGGCUUCAGGCCAAUGAAAAGACGUGGAUCAGAAAACAGCAACCUCAGCCAUCUCCUCCUUUUCCCUUUUGGCUAAGAGCAAGUUUAGGUACAUCACAGAGAAAUUUGAAAGAAAAUGUUCUGAGAAUAAGGUAGCAAAACAGAGGCAAGAAAACUCUGAAGAAAUUCCAAAUUUGAUGAAAGCAAAGCUCAACAUGGCAUAAUCUCUGAUGCACAAGCUUGCUUUUCGGACCUACGAAAGCCACAAUAUGACGACAAAUAUUGGUGUGUUCCGGCUUCUGGUCUUGCCUGCCUAUUUUUUUUUCUUUUUUCUUUUUUUAACCUCUGUUUGAAGCACAAAGUUUCUGCCCUUAUCUUGAUUUACAAGAAGGCCUCUUGGCCACCUGUUAUACCUCAAAGCUGUUGAAAUGUGCUUGGUAGUUCAGGAA